Messenger RNA from Fusarium sp. VM40, 1467 nucleotides. NCBI's taxonomy places the organism in Eukaryota, Fungi, Ascomycota, Sordariomycetes, Hypocreales, Nectriaceae. The record is from the annotation of a GenBank genome assembly.
AUGGCAAAGGUCUUUGACGCGGCCGAAGUCGCCAAGCACAAUACUCCAGAAAGCUGCUGGGUGAUCCUCUACGGCAAGGUCUAUGAUGUAACGGAAUUCUUGCCCUCUCACCCAGGCGGUAAAAAGAUCAUCCUCAAGCUCGCUGGGAAGGACGCCACCGAUGAAUAUGACCCCGUUCACCCGCCUGGAACCCUCGAAGAGAACCUCAAGCCCGAGAACAUCCUCGGUGAAGUCAAUCCCGAGACACUCAGCACGUCCCAAUCGACCGGCGAAAAGGCCACUGCACAGGCUCAAGACGACCGGCCGCCGCCAAUCGAAUCACUUAUGAACCUCGAUGAGAUUGAGGAAGAGGCUACAAAGCGCAUCUCUAAGAAGGCGUGGGCAUACUACUUCUCUGCCGCUGACGACCUCUUCUCCAAGAGCUACAACAACCAUGUCUAUAGAAAUAUCUUACUCCGACCGCGAGUUUUUGUCGACUGCACAGCUUGCGACGUCUCUACAACAUUGAUCGGCAACAAAGUCGGACUGCCAAUUUUUGUAUCGCCGGCCGCAAUGGCCCGCUUGGCUCAUCCCGAUGGUGAGCAAGGCAUUGCCAAGGCGUGCUCUCGGUUUGGCGCCAUGCAGAUUGUCUCCAACAACGCCUCCAUGACCCCGGAGCAAAUUAUCGAGGGCGUGAAGCCGGGCCAGACCUUUGGCUGGCAGCUCUACGUUCAGAACCAGCGCGACAAGAGUGAGACCAUGCUGAAGCGCAUCAACUCCAUGCGCGACUACUACAAGUUUGUCUGCUUGACGCUAGAUGCGCCUGUUCCUGGAAAGCGUGAGCUAGACGAGAAGCAGAACUUUGACUACUCUGAGCCCAGUCCCGCCAGCGGCGAGAGCAAGCCUGGUGCCGGAGGUGUUGGCCAGCAGCUUUUCUUCGGUACAGCUUGCGACUUGACGUGGAAGACAACCCUUCCCUGGCUGGCAGCUCACACCGAUUUGCCCAUCGUUCUCAAAGGUCUCCAGACUCACGAGGAUGCCUUCCUGGCGGCGAAGUAUGCCCCUCAAGUAAAGGCAAUCAUCUUGUCCAACCACGGCGGUCGUGCCGCCGACACAGCUCCUCCGGCUAUCCACACGCUUCUCGAGAUUCGAAAGUACUGCCCUGAGAUUCUGAGCAAAGUCCAAAUAUGGGUUGACGGAGGAAUAAAGCGAGGAACAGAUGUCGUAAAGGCACUGUGCUUAGGUGCUAGCGGAGUUGGUAUUGGGCGCGCUGCCCUCUUUGGACUCGGAGCUGGUGGUCAAGCAGGCGUGGAACGAACACUUGAGAUUCUCGCGGAGGAAACAGCGACAGCUAUGCGAUUACUCGGAGCUCAGAACAUCUCGGAGCUUGGACCUAGAUUUGUCAAUGCUCGACAAGUGGAACGAGAUAUCUACGAUGGAGAUGCCGGGCUGGAUCGUCAAGGCUUGUGGACAAAGUCUAAGCUGUAA